AUGACCAACUUUAUCAAAGUCGUCGUUUCUCGUAUCUCUGUUUCUUUCGCUUUAUUGAUGCUAAUUUGUGGUGCAAAAGGUCAGCUUUCUGGUUGCCAAGGAGUAAUCAACGUACAAGAACAAUCGGACCUUUCUCAAUUAGACGGCU
This is a messenger RNA of Ambispora leptoticha, 148 nucleotides long. NCBI's taxonomy places the organism in Eukaryota, Fungi, Glomeromycota, Glomeromycetes, Archaeosporales, Ambisporaceae. The record is from the annotation of a GenBank genome assembly.